AUGGCUUACUCUAUGCAAUACUCCCGAGAAUACAACAUCACUCCUUAUCAUUACCCAAACCAUCAGCCAACGAAUGAGGAGAAGCCCUCAAUGUGUGAUGACAAGCCUGCAGCUGUUGGUUUCUGGGGAUCAUCUCCUGCUGUUCCCCAAGAUGUUUGGUUUCCAAGCAAUCCAACUCCUCCACCACCACGUUCAUAUUAUGUUCCCUCCAAUCCCUUCCGUACCAACAACUACAAAAGUGCUCCUGUUCCCCUGACUGAAGACCAAGUGAGGCAAAUUUUCAUGAAGUUCGACCUGAACGGAGACAAUGUUCUUAGCAGGGAAGAGAUUAGACAAGCUUUCAAUUAUCUCGGUGCCAUGUUCCCUGCUCAAAAGGCCCGUCAAGGGAUCAAACUUGCUGAUGCUAAUGGAGAUGGAGUUGUGGACAUGUCAGAGAUGGAAGAUCUCGUCAAAUAUGCUUACAACCUUGGAUAUGUUGUUAGGUAA
This is a messenger RNA of Manihot esculenta (cassava), 486 nucleotides long. RefSeq names its product calmodulin-like protein 4. Gene Ontology annotation, molecular function: calcium ion binding. The coding region runs from base 1 to 486 and encodes 161 amino acids. Lineage: Eukaryota; Viridiplantae; Streptophyta; Magnoliopsida; Malpighiales; Euphorbiaceae. The transcript has a single exon. The record is from RefSeq and is a predicted model, not a curated record.